This is a messenger RNA of Erpetoichthys calabaricus (reedfish), 1190 nucleotides long. RefSeq names its product CD63 antigen-like. Gene Ontology annotation, cellular component: membrane. The record is from RefSeq and is a predicted model, not a curated record. NCBI's taxonomy places the organism in Eukaryota, Metazoa, Chordata, Cladistia, Polypteriformes, Polypteridae. The transcript is spliced from 8 exons. The coding region runs from base 350 to 1054 and encodes 234 amino acids.
CUCCUCUUCCUCCUUUUCCUUUGUACAUCGCAAUGCAUUGUCGCGCGUGUUACAGUUUUUAAUUUGGCGCGAAAGCUGAGUAUCAAGUACAGAAGAUAACGCCGCAGGUGGCAUCACCUGGACAAUCGGGUCCUUGUCAAGGGACAAGCGACACAAACGCCGAGCGGCUUAUCUGCGCUUUCAUGUAAAGCAGUGGGUCGUCACCUCCGCGCAGCUGCUUUGCAUCUCAAACUCUUCUUUAUUGUCGCUCGUUUGCGUGACAAUCAAAAGCGCCGAGGCAGAGGUGGCGGACACACACGGAGUACCUGGCUGGACCCUCUGGCUUAGCGCACACUUCACAGGACACACGAUGAGUAAAGAGGGCUGCGUGACGUUCCUGCUCAUCACCUUCAACUUGGUGUUCUGGGCCUCGGGAGUCACUCUGAUUGUCAUCGGGGCCGUCUCUCACGUGUCCUACGGUCACUACACGGCCUUCACCGGUAGUGGACUGUCCCACGCCGCCAUUGUGCUCAUUGUGGUCGGCCUGGUCGUCGCCAUCAUCAGCUUCCUGGGGUGCUUUGGGACCUGGAAAAAGGAAGUGCAUGUGCUGCAGUGGUUCACAGCCCUUCUGAUCCUGGUGCUCGUCGUGGAGCUGCUGGCUGGCAUUGUGCUCUACGCGCUCCGCUCGAAGGUGGAGCAGAAGCUCAGACAGCAGGCGCGCCAAGUGAUUCGGGAAUAUAAUGCCAGCCUGAUGGACCUGAUAGACGACAUUCAGGUUAAGUUUCACUGCUGCGGAGCCGACAAUUACACCGACUGGUUUGCCAGCCCCGGCUGGAGGAACAACGGCUCUGUUCCUGAUUCCUGCUGCCUUGAGUGGAAAGAAAAUUGCGGCCGAAACACGACAGCGCGUGGCAUCUAUCAGCAGGGCUGUGUGGAUGCGUUCAAAGGCUUCCUCGAGAAGAACCUGGCCUGGGUGAUGGUGGCCUGCACAGCUCUGGCGCUUUUCGAGAUCCUCGGCGCCGUGCUCGGCUGCCUCGCCUUUUCCACCAGAAGUAGCUAUCAGCACAUGAAGUGAAGUGAAGUGAAGCGGAGUCACGGCGUCCAUGAUGAGUGCCCACCUGCUUUUUGCGCCUCUUCAGCUGUCUGACAGACUGGUUUCCCUUUUCUGCCUUCUUAUGAAGAGUAAAAUAAUUUUAUCCUAAUAUUUUGAA